AUGCAAGAUCUUGUCCGUCUUCCUGCAGGCUACCGCCUCGUCGAAGGUACCCCUGAUGCCGUCGCAUACUGUCAUCUCCGCGCCGCCAGCGGUCUCACGCCGAAAACUGAAGAACAGGGGCGGCUCGCGCUCGCGGGUACUUGGUACAUGUGCUAUGUCACCUACACGCCGCCCGACGAUGGGAACAAGGAGCAGUCGGCGGAGGUAGUCGGAAUGGGACGUAUUAUUGGUGACGGAGGAUGGUAUUUUCUCAUCGCGGACAUUGCUGUUCUCCCAGAACAUCAGCGACGAGGACUCGGCGAUGCCAUCAUGACAACGAUUCUGUCACACCUUCGAUCUCGCGCUUCUCCAGGGGCUUGGAUUACCCUCAUGGCUGAUCCGCCGGGGAGACGGCUCUAUCAACGCCAUGGGUUUACAGAGACGGCACCAGCUUCGAUCGGCAUGGCAAUUUUUGCUUUAAUGAGGCGCGCUCUGAACCCAGGACAAGCGCUUGGGCCUGUUAUGGGAAAUAUAUAUUCCCGAGUUUUAGAUCCCAGGAGUAUUGCUGCGAUUUGA
Molecule: messenger RNA, 555 nt
Organism: Uncinocarpus reesii 1704
Lineage: Eukaryota; Fungi; Ascomycota; Eurotiomycetes; Onygenales; Onygenaceae
Exons: 1
Coding region: 1-555 (184 amino acids)
Molecular function (GO): acyltransferase activity, transferring groups other than amino-acyl groups
Source: RefSeq, a predicted model, not a curated record